Messenger RNA from Prorocentrum cordatum, 782 nucleotides. NCBI's taxonomy places the organism in Eukaryota, Dinophyceae, Prorocentrales, Prorocentraceae. The record is from the annotation of a GenBank genome assembly.
GUCGCGCGCGGCGCGGCGGGGGGUGCCGAACCCGCAUUCCAGGAAGCGAGUCUGAUGGUGAGUGGCAGCAAGAUGGAGUGCCAUCCCCGCAACGCUGUGAAGAAGGACAGGCUGUCCGUCGAAGGAGACCUGGCGAUUCUCGACCUUCCCCUGGUUCCGAUCGCGAACGGGAGCGCCGCGAAGCUCCUUGCGCUUGCGGACGUGAUCAUGAGCCACGAGGGCGACAUUGACUUUACACAGUUGCAUGAGUUGUGUCGCCAGGGCCGCUUCAAAGAGUUGCAGCCGCCCCUCGCUUUCAAGCGCGAGCCAGCUCGCGGGGUCGAUUUCGGUAGCAACUGCAGGGAUGGAUCCGCAGCUUUCCAACUCAUGAUGGAGGAGCUGGAGGGCUCCCAGGCCAGGCCCCGCACGUUGAAGCCGCAGCGCGAGAAGAAGACGCCGUUGGAGCAGGAUGAACGCAGCGAAGGACACAUGUUCAUCCGCGAGCAUGGCCCCCGCUCCAGCGACAGGUCCAAUGCGAAGCCGAUCGCCCGUUGGACCCUGGCACUCAAGGAUUUCUCUUGGUGUUUCUCAAGCGGCGUGCUGCAGAACAUGUUCGGCAGCCUCGACCAGCGCGGGAUUUUGCGGCGCGGCAAAUCUGAAGUCGGCAAGAGCAGCGCCUCUAAGACGAUUGCUUACGUCUGUUCUACCCCCUGCAUUCAGCGGAAGUGCACGGACGAAGAUGCGGCGUUCAUGACGGCGAAGCACAUGGUCCAGGACAGGCGCUGGACCCUUGGCCUCGCCAG